ACUUAGGGACAGUAGAAAUCGGAGAGCCAGGGUAUUUAGGAGAAGGCUAGAAACUGAUGGCUAAUCCAUCCCACUUCUCGAACAUGCAGCAAGUGUCGUUUGCUAAUUCGACGCCCAAUGGGGUAGCCAUUGGAGGAAAUGGUUACGGAACAGUUACGCGUUACAUAUGUGGCAAAGCAGGGCACUACUCCAUGAACUGUUGGCAAACCUCAGCGAGACUUUCCUCUCAACCUCCUAUCGAUAAUGAUACCGCGAAGAUGAGGGAUUUUUAUAAAAGAGCGGUUCAGAGAGAGAAAGAGGAAUGCGAGAGGAAGGCCAAGGAGGAAAUGGAGAAGAGAAGACUGGAGGAAGAUCAGAGGAGAGAAUCCGAACGGAUACUCAACGCCGAAGCGAGGGAGGCAAGGUUGGAGGCAACGAUCGCGCGAUUGUUGGCUCAGCAAAAUCGUACGAACUAUGCUAUAACGGCAACUCCGGCAACUGUAAGGAAGAAGUCUCCCACGUCGAAGGCUAGGAUGCUUCGAGAGAUCCGAAGUUAUAUUGGCGAAUCAGAAGAUGAGAGUGAGGAGGUAAGAGAAGAAGCGGGGAAGCUCGUGGACGCUAUCGAGAGAAGGAAGAAAGCAGGGAAGGUGAAGGCUCCGGUCGAGGAAGAGGAAGAAAGAUCAACUAGAGUUGUGAAGAGACCACGUGAAAAGACGGUGGAGGCUAAUCAAGACCCAGAUGACGAAUGUUUGAAGACGCCUAGGAAGGGCCUAUCGGCAUCUUGCUCGAACGAGGGAAUGAUCGAGUACGCCUUAGAAGUGCACAAGAGGAUGUCAGCAAAGAAAGUGCCAGAGAUUCGAAAGAUUUGCAGCAAAGAGGGGAUUAAGUGGUCGAAGAGAGAUGAAGUCAUCUGCGAAUUAGUAAGGUGCAGGACGAAGUUAGCAUAUGAAGGCUUUGUCGAGAGGAAGGAGGACAUCUCCCCGUUAAACGAGAAGUGAAGCUCGCAAAUCUUUAUAUGAUCUUGUUGAAUAUGGACGAGUUGAACAAAUGCAUGCUACUCCG
This is a messenger RNA of Chara braunii, 1041 nucleotides long. Lineage: Eukaryota; Viridiplantae; Streptophyta; Charophyceae; Charales; Characeae. The record is from the annotation of a GenBank genome assembly.